This is a messenger RNA of Diplodia corticola, 1167 nucleotides long. Its product is annotated as 3-deoxy-d-manno-octulosonic acid transferase. Lineage: Eukaryota; Fungi; Ascomycota; Dothideomycetes; Botryosphaeriales; Botryosphaeriaceae. Bases 1 to 1167 code for a protein of 388 amino acids. The record is from RefSeq and is a predicted model, not a curated record. The transcript is spliced from 3 exons.
AUGGAGACGGGUUCUCUUCUGCAACUUGUAGAAGAGAUGGCCCCACUACGGCCUGUCAUUGAUAUCGACACGACUGCAUCUCCGGCUGAGUUGUCACGGAAAUGGGCAACACCCCUGGCCAUUCUCCUGCAGGCUAGCCGAUCGCUUAUCGAUGAUGUCAGCAUCUUCAUGGAAACGGGACUACCAAAGGUUGAAUGCCCGGAAGCUGUAGCUUUCAGGCGUGCUGCAUAUCACUGGAUGACGCUGAUCUGGGAAUCGUUCGUUCAAAUCACAGCAGUCCUCGGAAGCCAUCGGCAGGAACCCGCCCACAUAGCUGUAUGGAUUGACAAACAGGCACAUCACGACACUCGGAACAUCGGAUACAUCAUCGAGGCAACUAAUGAAUCAAUUCUUUUUUUGAGACGAUACAUCAAGACGCUGCGGGCGAAGACCAAGCAUUGGGCAGAGAUCCCCACCUCGUCCGUCCCUACUGCCUGUCCUUACGAGUUGCUCUACCGGCUGCUAUGCCGUCAAGAAAACAUCCAGCUGAGUCUACACAAAGAAGGCGCCAAGGAGACUUUGCUACAUCUGCAAAGGCAGACACUAUUCAACCUACCCGCGCCCCCGAACGUUCCAUACCAGUACGAGGCUGUCAAAGACGUGGCUGACGGAAGACCGUUCAUGGUGUUCGCGUGCACCCACCCGGGCCAACGCGGGCUGGUAUUUGGGGCGAAUGAACCCAAAUGGUCCGGCUUUCCAGAGAUCAUGUCUGUUGCCCGCGCCUCUCGUGACACUCAACUGUCUGCGUAUAUUCCACUCGCGGAUGCUGCAUUCCAGAAGCUCAAGGAGAUUGAGCUCGAGAUUGAACGUGAGCUUCUCCUGAACAACGACAGCAUUAAACCAUCAGUGCUUCUAUGGGAGGCUCGUCGCCGCGCCAUCCCUGCGAUGAGAGAUGAGGAAAACUUCCUCGGAGGUACAUCUGAGAUGGGUCUCGCGUUCCGAACGCCAAACUGGCAUGGUAACCAGCCCUGCUAUUUGUGUCAAGCCAUGAUGGGAUAUCAGAUCGCACGCGAGUGGAACGAGAAGGAAAAGAAAUCGUACCUUACUAGGCAAGAUCUUGAGUGCAAGCAGGAGAUUUACGAAGCGGGAGUGUUGUAUGGGCAUAACUCCAUUCACGUCGGCUCGUGA